ACACUGCCUGUCUCCUUCCUAAAACCCUAAUCUUGAUAUCCUUCUUUCUCUCUCCUAAAACCCUAAACAUCCCCCCCCCACCCCUCACCCCAAAAAAAACGAUGGUUCGUGCAAAGAACAACCAGAACGACCAGCUGGGUUCUGAUCAGAACCAGAACUCGAAGCUUCGGUUCGAAGAUGCUGACGAAGACCAGGUUGCUGAGGAGGUCAUGACCUGCUCGAACGUCGACGAAGCCGUCCAGGAUGAAUCCAUGUGCGACGCCGGUGAGGACGCCGAUACCGAUGAUGUCAGUGAUGAUAAAACCAGCGCCGAUUACUACUUCGAUUCCUACUCUCAUUUCGGUAUUCAUGAAGAAAUGUUAAAGGAUGUUGUGAGAACCAAGACCUAUCAGAAUGUCAUUUACCAAAACAAGUUCCUGUUCAAGGACAAAAUUGUUCUUGAUGUUGGAGCUGGGACCGGAAUCCUGUCCCUGUUCUGUGCCAAAGCCGGGGCAAGACAUGUUUAUGCAGUUGAAUGUUCUCAAAUGGCUGAUAUGGCCAAGGAGAUUGUUAGAACGAACGGAUUCUCUGAUGUCAUAACGGUUUUGAAAGGAAAGAUCGAGGAGAUAGAACUGCCUACUCCUAAAGUGGAUGUGAUUAUCUCAGAAUGGAUGGGUUACUUUCUGGUGUUUGAAAAUAUGUUGGAUACUGUUUUGUAUGCUCGUGAUAAAUGGCUUGUUGAUGGUGGAAUUGUUCUUCCAGACAAAGCUUCUCUGCACCUUACAGCUAUAGAGGAUUCAGAAUAUAAGGAAGACAAAAUAGAGUUUUGGAACAAUGUGUAUGGUUUUGACAUGAAAUGCAUCAAGAAAAAGGCUAUGAUGGAACCUCUUGUUGAUACUGUUGACCAAAAUCAAAUUGUCACUGAUUCCAGGCUUCUGAAGACCAUGGAUAUAUCAAAGAUGUCUUCUGGAGAUGCUUCCUUCACAGCUCCAUUUAAGCUCGUUGCACAACGCAAUGACUAUGUCCAUGCACUUGUUGCCUACUUCGACGUUUCAUUCACCAAUUGUCACAAACUGAUGGGCUUCUCAACAGGGCCAAAAUCGAGGGCGACACACUGGAAACAGACAGUGUUGUACCUGGAAGACGUGCUCACCAUAUGCGAGGGUGAGACCAUCACUGGAAGCAUGACUGUAACCCCUAACAAGAAGAAUCCUCGUGACGUGGACAUUAAGCUCAACUAUUCUUUGGACGGUCGACACUGUAAGGUGUCAAGGACUCAAUUCUACAAAAUGCACUGAAGCUAAAAGCUUCAUUCAUGUCCACAAAUCCUCCAACCCUCAAUAUUUGCCAUUUUUCUAUGUUUCUUUCUUGGGUUUUGCUGAAAGACAUGGCUUUAAACUGAGUUAAUGAAAGAUUUCCUUUGUGUUUCC
This is a messenger RNA of Tarenaya hassleriana, 1409 nucleotides long. Its product is annotated as protein arginine N-methyltransferase 1.1. The transcript has 9 exons. The coding region runs from base 102 to 1277 and encodes 391 amino acids. Gene Ontology annotation, biological process: peptidyl-arginine methylation. Gene Ontology annotation, molecular function: protein-arginine N-methyltransferase activity. NCBI's taxonomy places the organism in Eukaryota, Viridiplantae, Streptophyta, Magnoliopsida, Brassicales, Cleomaceae. The record is from RefSeq and is a predicted model, not a curated record. Gene Ontology annotation, cellular component: nucleus.